Messenger RNA from Colletotrichum destructivum, 1911 nucleotides. RefSeq names its product Putative short-chain dehydrogenase/reductase SDR, NAD(P)-binding domain superfamily. Bases 871 to 1707 code for a protein of 278 amino acids. Lineage: Eukaryota; Fungi; Ascomycota; Sordariomycetes; Glomerellales; Glomerellaceae. Gene Ontology annotation, molecular function: oxidoreductase activity. The transcript is spliced from 2 exons. The record is from RefSeq and is a predicted model, not a curated record.
CCAUUGUCCGGGCUCAAUUGGGCAGAGCGGCCGAACCCAUACGUGUGAGUGCCAUGGCAACCAGACGAUGGACGGACGAAGGUUUCUUUAUUUUUGUUUUGUUUUCGAGGAACCAGUUGUGGACAGAGAGGAACACAUCGGCACACAACACCACGGAGCAGGGUUUGGGAUGCAGUACACUCUCUUCCAGAGACUUGUUUUUGUCGUGGCAAACAUGAGUCUCCAACACUCCGGUGAUGGGGGGAGGGCGGGGUCAAACUCGCCUGAACCAGACCAGCCCGCAGUUCCUAUUGCUGUGUCUCAGUUGAUAACCGUGGAGGGCCCGGCACGGCGCAAGAAGCCAAAACUGGCAGUGAUCCAGCCGUGGUUUCAAUUACACGGCGCGUGUUGAUCUCAACAGCCAUCCGUUGCCUUGGACAAUCAACCAAAGGCCACCUCGAAUGUUCCGCUACACGAAGCCACGGCCUGCCCUUCCCGCUGUGGCGUUCGAUCUGAGGACGACGGACUAGAUGGCUCUGCCCUUGUCUCGCUCCACCGGGGGCGCGAACGCGUGGGCCUCGCUCGUCUCCAUGUCCUUCAUUCCUUUACCCCCCCGGGCCCGGAUCCUAGCUGAGUCCACCCCCAAAUGCAAGGCGUCUCGCUACCCGGCGGAGGUGCGACGGGCGCGGACCGGGCGGACAUGCGUUCGGUUCUUCGCCAUUUGCCGUCACAUAGCGCCGACUGAACGAAGCGAGAAAGAAGCGAGGCGAGUCAUCCCCGUACAUAUAACUUCCUCGUCUCGACCGCCGUAACCAAUUCCUUCUUCAUCCUCAUCCUCAUCCUUCUCCCCCAUCUCCCUCUCUCUCCCGCCACAGUCUUUUCAUAGCAACUAUGGCGCCCUCAGCGACUGAGAACGCCGCUGCCCAGCUGUCGGGCAGUUACGAUGCGGCCCGGCCCUUUGUCGGCAAGGUCGCCCUGAUCACCGGCUCCGGCCGCGGUAUCGGCCGCGGCAUCGCCCUCGAACUCGGCAAGCGCGGCGCCAACGUCGUCGUCAACUACGCCUCGUCCGCCUCCGCCGCCGAGGAGGUCGUCGCCGAGAUCCAGAAGCACGGCUCCAAGGCCGUCGCCCUCAAGGCCGACAUCAGCAAGCCCGCCCAGGUCGUCGACCUCUUCGACCGCGCCGUCGCCCACUUCGGCCGCAUGGACUUCGUCAUCUCCAACUCGGGCAAGGAGGUCUGGUGCCCCGAGGAGGAAGUCACCGAGGAGCUCUUCCAGAACAUCUUCGAUCUCAACACCCGCGGCCAGUUCUUUGUCGCCCAGCAGGGCCUCAAGCACUGCGGACGCGGCGGCCGCAUCCUCCUGACCUCCUCCAUCGCCGCCCAGAUGGGCGGCAUCCCCAACCACGCCCUGUACGCCGGCUCCAAGGCCGCUGUUGAGGGCUUCACCCGCGCCUUCGCCGUCGACUGCGGCGCCAAGGGCAUCACUGUCAACGCCAUCGCCCCCGGCGGUGUCAAGACCGACAUGUACGACGAGAACUCGUGGCACUACGUCCCCAACGGCUACAAGGGCAUGCCCAUCGAGAUCAUCGACCAGGGCCUCGCCAACAUGAACCCCCUUAAGCGUGUCGGUGUUCCAGCCGACGUCGGCAAGGUUGUUGCCUCCCUCUGCCACUCCGACUGCGAGUGGAUCAACGGCCAAGUCAUCAAGGUCACUGGUGGCGGCACAUAAGUGCGACAGUGCCAUAAACUCAUACGCAGUCCUGUCCGCGCGGGGCUGUAGCGUGACACCUUAAUGAAUUGGAUCGCGUGGUGCGCCGGACGCCCGCGAUCCUCGGGACUGGGACUGGUCGGUAAUGUGGGAGCUGAAGAGGGGGACACCUAACAUAGCUUAUAUCUAGGACAGGCGUACAUAGACAUGAAUCCAAUGGAGCUU